Messenger RNA from Botrytis fragariae, 477 nucleotides. RefSeq lists its product as uncharacterized. Lineage: Eukaryota; Fungi; Ascomycota; Leotiomycetes; Helotiales; Sclerotiniaceae. The record is from RefSeq and is a predicted model, not a curated record. The coding region runs from base 1 to 477 and encodes 158 amino acids. The transcript has a single exon.
AUGUCUUCCCACAAGGAUUGGUCGAUGUUCAAAAAGGGCUGGUCUUUCCAGAUUGGCUCUACUAGAGAAAACAUGGAGCCUAUUGACCCACUUCAAACAACACCAGAAUCUCAGCAGAAAGUCCAGACCAGCAAUAGUAGGGGAAAGCAGAUCAAGAGAGAUCAGGCCAGCAAAGAACGAGCAACACUCCAUCCCCACCCAGCAGUCAAGCUCUUUGGCCAAAUGUUGAUUGUUAAUGUCGAUUUCCAUCCAGAAAUUGGUCAGGAGUCCACACACGUUCCAACUCUGAUGGAAGUACUCCCGGAGUAUGACACCUUCACACGCUUUAUUCAUAUCAGAUUCCACGACGAGCUUUCAGAUAUAGACACUGACGAGGGUUAUCAACGCAGAGAGACCAUCCAGAGUAUCAUGUCUAUGUUAAACGAUUUCCAGGACAUCAAGCGUUUCACUGCCGUGAAGACAGGUCGACAAGCAUAA